AACCAAAAAGCCCAAAACACAAAAACCCUAAUUCACAUUAUUUAAGCUUCACCUUCUUCUUCAAUAAUUUCAUUUUCCACAAAGCACCCACGCGUUCUAAUAGUCUCCGAUCACAUCUUAACCUCUCUGACGAACACACAACAGCAAUAGAAUGUCAGGUCGGUGCAGUGAAGAGGGUACAGCAGCUGUAGCAGCAGAGACGGCGACACAGCCACUUGGGGAGGCAAUGGAUAUAAUGACAGCAUUGCAAUUAGUAUUAAAGAAAUCAUUAGCUCAUGGAGGACUGGCUAGAGGUUUGCAUGAAUCAGCAAAACUUAUAGAGAAAAACGCAGCUCAACUAUGUGUAAUAGCUGAGGAUUGUAAUCAGCCUGAUUAUGUUAAGCUUCUUAAAGGUCUUUGUGCUGAUCAUGGCAUUGGUUUAUUGACUGUCCCCAGUGCCAAAACCCUUGGUGAAUGGGCUGGUUUGUGUAAGAUUGAUUCUGAAGGCAAGGCCAGGAAGGUUGUCGGUUGCUCUUGCGUCGUAGUUAAGGAUUACGGCGAGGAAAGUGAAGGACUUAAUGUUGUUCAGCAGCACAUCAAGUCUCACUGAGUAGCAGGAGAUCUGAUUGCUGAUGGGUCUGAGUUGAAAUUUAUUGUAGGUUCGUUCUUCUUUUUUUUUUUUUUUCUUUUACAUGAUACCCUGUAUUUUGGGGUGUUUGAGUGCUUACUAGCUGCUGCAGUUGCUUCCAGUUGAGUUGUUUUGUUGUUAUGAUCAUGGUGGAACACCUUUUUCUGAUACCUGAAAUGUUAAAUUAGCAAUAUAUUGAGGUUCUGAA
Messenger RNA from Ricinus communis (castor bean), 815 nucleotides. Its product is annotated as 40S ribosomal protein S12. The transcript is spliced from 4 exons. Gene Ontology annotation, biological process: translation. Gene Ontology annotation, cellular component: cytosolic small ribosomal subunit; ribosome. Lineage: Eukaryota; Viridiplantae; Streptophyta; Magnoliopsida; Malpighiales; Euphorbiaceae. The coding region runs from base 152 to 589 and encodes 145 amino acids. Gene Ontology annotation, molecular function: structural constituent of ribosome. The record is from RefSeq and is a predicted model, not a curated record.